Molecule: messenger RNA, 3408 nt
Organism: Alosa alosa (allis shad)
Lineage: Eukaryota; Metazoa; Chordata; Actinopteri; Clupeiformes; Clupeidae
Product: atrial natriuretic peptide receptor 2-like
Exons: 23
Coding region: 397-2904 (835 amino acids)
Biological process (GO): receptor guanylyl cyclase signaling pathway; cGMP biosynthetic process; intracellular signal transduction
Molecular function (GO): peptide receptor activity; guanylate cyclase activity; protein kinase activity
Source: RefSeq, a predicted model, not a curated record
AUACAAUGACACACCAAACUGUUCUGAUGGACUUAUCCAGUGAUGCAUGCUAUGUAAUAGAAAGCAUCUUAAUCUGGAAUAUGUAUUCUGACCAACAGGAUCUGCAUAUAUUAAAACACCCAAUCUGUCCCCACUCCAAAACACACACACACACAUCUUCUGUUGGGGCUAAAAUGGGUGGAUGUCCUGUGCCUGGAGGGUGCCAUGGUGGGUGAGGGCGACGCGAGUCUCCUGGGCGUAGAGGUCGGAGGGCUGUCUUUGUUCUGAUUAAAAGAGCCCACUUCCACUGAUUUAACAAUUAAGGGGGGGUACCGAAGCCAAGAGCCCAGCUCUCACACAGGCAAAAAGAAGCCAGUCCCUGGGGACACGCACCUGAGAGUCGGAGAGCACAGCAACAUGGCUCUCUGGGCUGCCUCACUGGCGUCCCUUCUCCUGGCUGUUGAUUGCUGGCAUGACCUCGACAACUCAGAGUAUGACUGCUGGCCUAUUGCUGAGCCCAAUGAUUACAAUAUGAUAAGCUGCGGAGGACUCGAGAUGGCCUGGGUCCAACGGCCUCCUGAGAAAGUAACGGAGGGGGAGGAGUUCAAUGUUACCUAUUCAGUUACGGCUGCCGACUCCUUCUAUGAUUAUGCGGUGAAAAACAAGAUCUUCCAGUUCAGCGAUGCCUCGGAGGCCAAGCGCUUCUGUCACGAGCACGAGUGUCCCACGAACUGGAACAACGCUGACGAGCACAACUGCUGCGUGUACCACGCCAACAUCCACUCUUGCCCUCUUGCCCUCAUGAGGCAGGGGGGCAUAUGUGGACCCUGGAUCCCAGAUGAUGGCGAGAUUGUGACACACACUGUUUCAAAGGCAGGAAAGAUGAGUCAGCAACUCUGGACAUCAAAGGUCGUGCUGGUGCACUUAGGCGUGACGUCCCUUAUUGCCCAUAUCAAAGUGGGACAGUUGCACGCAGCACUGGAGUCCAAGGUUCUAGUCGUCAGUGCGCAAGUGUGUGGAGAUAACAUCUGUGAGCUGGAGGAGAGCUGCCUGAACUGCCCGGCGGACUGCGGUGUCUGCCCCAUGUCCAUGUCCAUUAAAGUUGCCAUUGGGCUCCCAGUUGCCUUAUUCUGCAGUGGCUUCAUCUUAACCAUUGUGUGGAUUCAGUACCAAAAGCAGAAGAUGUUUUGGGACGAGAGCUGGAUCAUCAACUACAACAACAUAAUGUUUGGUAAGAUGUGCUACAUGGGAUUCUGCAGCACCACCAGCCUACAGCCAGUGAAGAGUAGCUCCAGUGUGAGCCGGGCCACAGACGUCACCGUCUGCACCGUCACAAACUCAGGCUUCAAACCGGGCUUCAUCCAGCCAGGCAUUUAUGAUGGCAGAACUGUGGCCGUGAAAAACAUUCAGAAGAAGCAUUUUGCCCUCUCCAAGACUAUCAGGAAAGAAGUGAAGGAGGUUCGAGAACUGGAUCACCCCAAUCUCUGCAAGUUCAUUGGUGGAUGCAUUGAAGUCCCAUUUGUCAACAUCAUUACAGAGUACUGCCCAAAGGGAAGUCUUGCCGAUGUCCUUCUGAAUGAAGACAUCCCAAUCAAUUGGGGUUUUCGGUUGUCUUUUGCCACUGAUAUUGCUCGUGGCAUGGCCUACCUGCAUCAGCACAAGAUUUUUCAUGGAAGACUUCACUCUAGAAACUGUGUCAUCGAUGACCGUUGGGUCUGCAAAAUUUCAGACUACGGCUUAGAGGCCUACAGGAAGGAGGACUUUGAGGCCAUCAGUAACACUUUCCACUGUGAGAGCCCCUACCGGAUAUACUGUGCCCCUGAAGUCCUCCUUGGCAGCAGUUCCAACCACACCGCUCCAGCCGACAUAUACAGUUAUUCCAUCAUUUUGGUUGAGAUUGCGUCCCGCAGUGAUCUAAUUUCUGAGCAGACGGAGCUUGUAAAGCUAGACGUCAUGUGGCGUCCGCAGCUUCCUGAGCUGAAACCGGGAAAAGCGGAUACAGACUGCCCCGAUCAGAGUGAUUACUGUGAGCUCAUCAAAAAGUGCUGGACACACAACGCUGCCAUGAGACCAACCUUUGAGCAGGUGAAGAAGUUUCUAGACAAAAUGAACCCCCACAAAGUCAGCCCUGUAGACAUGAUGAUGAACCUGAUGGAAAAGUACAGCAAGCAUUUGGAGGCUAUUGUGGCUGAGCGGACACAGGAUCUUCUCCAAGAGAAACAGAAGACGGACCGCUUACUCUACAGUAUGUUACCAAAGCCAGUUGCUGAUGACCUUCGUCAAGGACGUACAGCUGAGGCUCAGAGCUACUCCAAUGCCACUGUGUAUUUCAGUGACAUAGUGGGUUUCACACAACUAUCUGGCUCCAGUACCCCCCAUCAGGUGGUGAACUUCCUCAACAAACUCUACACCACAUUUGACGAUAUUAUCGACAACUAUGACGUGUAUAAAGUGGAGACCAUAGGAGAUGCUUACAUGGUGGUCUCUGGCGUGCCGAACGAGAAUGGCAUCAACCAUGCAGGAGAGAUUGCGAGCAUGGCCCUGGACCUCAUCAGCGUGUGCCAUGCCUUUAAGAUCCCCCACAAGCCCACCACACAGCUCGAGAUACGGGCUGGCAUCCACUCAGGCCCUGUGGUUGCUGGUGUUGUGGGAACGAAGAUGCCCCGGUACUGUUUGUUUGGCGACACGGUGAACACGGCGUCCCGAAUGGAAUCCACGAGCGAAGCUCUGAAGAUCCAGUGCAGUGCUCCCACGGCUGACCUCCUGUGUACCCUGAAAGGGUACAUACUGACCUGCCGUGGAUCACUUGUCGUCAAGGGCAAAGGGGAGAUGACAACUUGGUGGCUGGAGGCGAAGAGAGAUCUGUCUGACCCACUACAGGCGGACCGAGAGCCGUACGGGGUUCCAGUGCCCGUCAGCAACUAGCCAUCGGGAAAGUCAUGAAAAAAGAAUCAUGGACAAAAUACAGACUUAUAAACAUGUUCCAGUGUUGAAUAAUGUGAUAGAAGGGACAAAUUCAAAGAGGCACCUCAUGACAAAAAGAACAUUGUUCAGUAGUAUACAGUAUUGUAUAUGGAUUUUGGAACAAUGUUGCUAUUUUUUGUCAUCAAUAUAUUAUAUUGUAUCAAUGUUUUUUGUCAUCCCUUGUGAAAUGUGAAAUCAAAUAGCGUCUCUGUAGGCCUAUCGUUUGCUACGUCUGCUACGUUUUUAGAUGGUCAGAUGCUUGUAUCCAAAGAAUAACUCCAAUGCACUAUCCCAAUGUAUUUAAGGUGUUGUAGGCCUAUUGAACUGCCUUAGAAUAUAAACACAAAUGUAGCGUAGGUUCAUGCCAAGCAAUUCCAGUGUUCUUAGUUUUAGGCUACAUCACUACAAAGUCUUAGACUAUUUGAAUGCCUGUUGUUAGUGUGAUGUUAAACUCAACUGUAAACA